AUGGUGUGCAAAAGAUUCACUGAUAAGGCAUUUUCUGUGCAUAAAACAAGUCAUUUUAAAAUAAUUCCUGAUGCUGUAUUCAUCGAUUCUGAUUAUAACAUGUCAAAUAGAUUCGCUCCUUUUGUUCCUGGGAAAAGUGUAGUGAAUCUUUAUCCUGAAUGUCCGGAAGGGACUGUUGGUAAUGCUGAAUCAAAACCUGGGUAG
Messenger RNA from Thelazia callipaeda (thelaziosis nematode), 204 nucleotides. Lineage: Eukaryota; Metazoa; Nematoda; Chromadorea; Rhabditida; Thelaziidae. The record is from the annotation of a GenBank genome assembly.